This is a messenger RNA of Trichogramma pretiosum, 414 nucleotides long. Its product is annotated as progestin and adipoQ receptor family member 4-like. Gene Ontology annotation, molecular function: signaling receptor activity. Gene Ontology annotation, cellular component: membrane. NCBI's taxonomy places the organism in Eukaryota, Metazoa, Arthropoda, Insecta, Hymenoptera, Trichogrammatidae. The record is from RefSeq and is a predicted model, not a curated record. The transcript has 3 exons. The coding region runs from base 1 to 414 and encodes 137 amino acids.
AUGCCGAAGCAUCUGCAGUUCAAUCCGCACAUACACACGGGCUAUCGGCCACUCAUGCGACCCGGCGACUGCUUGAGGAGCAUCUUCAGCCUGCACAACGAGACUGUUAACAUUUUGACGCAUGGAUUCGCCAUCGUUUAUAUAUUAGUGACUGUGCCGUACAUGUUGCCUUGGGGCGCUCGUGGCGCACUGACGGGCUUUUUGUCCUGGUGCCACCUGAUCGGCGCCGUCAGUCCCUGGAUCGGCUCCUUUCUCUAUCACGUCUUCAUGAACCUCGACUACGGCGAGGCCGUCUACAGGAACCUCCUCAAGCUCGACAUGCUGGGAAUUUGGAUCUGCCAGAGUGUCGCAAACAUAAAAAAAAUACCAGAAAUAAGUUUAUCAACAUCACGAGUUUUGGCCUGCACGGAUUAA